CAACUUGCUCAGUAAAAAACAAUAGAAAGCAUCAUCGUACGACCAAAAGAGUCCUUCUCCUGAGGUUAACAACAAUUCAGGUUAAAAAAUGACUGCUAUAGACAAAAUACAAGCACUUGAUCUUAUCGAAAGGGAGCUCAUCUUGUGCUUGCAGAGUGCCGGUGCUGCCUUUACGGAAUUAAGCAAGGAAAAAACAAGUCAAAAGGCCACCGAAACCAAUGUUAACCAGUACCUAAAAUCGCUAAAUAACGUAGAAACGAAACUUUCUGAACAAAUCAAUUAUCUAACUCAAGUGUCGACCGGUCAACCACACGAAGGGUCAGGAUACGCGUCAGCUAAGGUGCUGCAAAUGGCCUGGCAUCGUAUUCAACACGUGAAGUCACGCAUCAAGGACCUGGAGGAAUGCAAAAUGCGUUACAUUCAAGCUAAUCGCAUGCAGAGUAAUCGCGUUGGACAAAACGCUGCUUCAAACACCGCUGGUGUUAUGCUUCAAUAAUAAAUUCGCCCCUUGCUUGGUCU
Molecule: messenger RNA, 519 nt
Organism: Anopheles coustani
Lineage: Eukaryota; Metazoa; Arthropoda; Insecta; Diptera; Culicidae
Gene: MED11
Product: mediator of RNA polymerase II transcription subunit 11
Exons: 2
Coding region: 89-496 (135 amino acids)
Biological process (GO): regulation of transcription by RNA polymerase II
Cellular component (GO): mediator complex
Molecular function (GO): transcription coregulator activity
Source: RefSeq, a predicted model, not a curated record